This is a messenger RNA of Rosa rugosa (rugosa rose), 1814 nucleotides long. Its product is annotated as scopoletin glucosyltransferase-like. NCBI's taxonomy places the organism in Eukaryota, Viridiplantae, Streptophyta, Magnoliopsida, Rosales, Rosaceae. Gene Ontology annotation, molecular function: UDP-glycosyltransferase activity. The record is from RefSeq and is a predicted model, not a curated record. The transcript has a single exon. Bases 226 to 1707 code for a protein of 493 amino acids.
CGUCGGUCUGCUAUUAUUUCAAACACAACUAGCAAUCAGCAAAUCUUUCAUUCACGUACCUAAGUCGAAACUCGAAACCAUUCUUCCUACCUCUAUUUCAUUGAUCCAUAACUUCUCAGUUAAGCUUUCUUCCUCCUUUCUUCUUCUCCAUUCUUGGAUCACUACGCUAUCUAUAUAAUCCCGAGCCGUAUUGCAGAACUCUAAGCCAAACCCAACUCUGCAAAUAUGGCAAAUGAGAUAUGGAUCGUUCCCUUUUUUGGUCAGGGCCAUCUCUUCCCUUCAAUGGAGCUCUGCAAGCACUUGGCCUCCAGAAACUUCAAAGCCGUUAUGGUUAUCUCUUCCAAAGUCUCCUCCUCCAUACCCUCAUCUCUCCGCCAAUACCCACUCGUUGAAAUCGCUGAGGUUUCUGAAACCCCACCAUCUGAUUCUGAUUCUGAUUCUUCUCCUCCGCCGCAGGAGCCGAGUUCUCAGCCACUUCACUGCCACCACGCACACCACAGCCAGAUAGCAGUCGGGCUUGAGAAACUCCUCCAUGAUCCGGAUUCAGUCCGACCCCUUUAUGCGGUUGUUGACAUGAAGAUGAGCUGGACUUUCGAGAUUUUCAACAGAUAUGAAAUUCCGGCAGUCAGCUUCUUCACCUCCGGUUCUUGCUCCGCCGCCAUGGAGUAUGCCAUGUGGAAGGCCCAACCUUUAGAUAUCAAAGCCGGUGAGACUCGCUUACUACCCGGGUUACCCCAAGAAAUGGCUAUUACGGUUUCAGAUCUCAAGCGACAGAGAUUUCCUCCUGAACCACCUCGAAAAAAGUUUGGGGCGGAGAGACAUCACCCAACCAAUCCCGGUGAUAAACCACCGUGGCUAGAAGAAAUCGAACCGUGUAUGGGAGUCUUGAUCAACACGUGCAACGAUCUGGAGUAUCCAUUCAUCGAGUACGUCUCCAAUAACAUCGGAAAACCAGUUUGGGGCGUGGGCCCGCUCUUGCCCGAACAAUAUUGGAAAUCGGCCGGUUCGGUUUUCCACGACCACAAAAUUCGAACCAAUCGGAAAUCAAAUGUCACCGAAGAAGAGGUAAAUGUGUGGCUAGAUACGAAACCACAUGGAUCGGUGUUGUACAUUUCAUUUGGAACUGUGGGGGGUCCCGCUAAGGAGGAGUACGAGAUACUAGCCAAGGCGUUGGAAGCGUCAACCCGGCCAUUCAUAUGGGUGGUCCAAACCAAUGCAGGCCUCUCGCGGGGUCCUCCACAGUCCGGUUCUGACCCUGAAGAAGCCUAUUUUCCGCACGAGCUGAAUGCUCGUGUCGGAAAAAGAGGCUUGAUCAUACACGGGUGGUCGCCACAGCUCUUGAUUCUAAGUCAUCCAUCAACAGGAGGAUUCUUGUCGCAUUGUGGGUGGAAUUCAACUGUGGAGGCAAUUGGUCGUGGAGUUCCAUUCUUGGCGUGGCCAAUUAGAGGGGAUCAAUACUCGGACGCUAAAUUGGUAGCGAGCUAUCUCAAAGUUGGGUAUCUGAUUUCUGAGGAUUUCUCACAGACAAUAAAGGAGGAGGAUAUAACGAGAGGAAUUGAGAAGCUACUGAGUGAUGAAGACAUGAAGCAACGAGCUGUGAAGCUUAGUGCUAAGUUUAAGCAUGGUUUUCCAACAAGUUCUGUGGCUGCUUUAGAUGCCUUUGGGGACUUCAUUAGACAGAAAGGCAAAGCAACUUUAGCUCAUUGACUUUGUUCUUGUAUGGUAAUUAGCAGGAUAUCGUGAAUCCUUAAUGUGUUUACUACUCCUAGAGGCCUCUUUUCUUAUCGUCAAUCUAUUGCUUGUUAUUGCCAAAA